Messenger RNA from Brenthis ino (lesser marbled fritillary), 2199 nucleotides. The record is from the annotation of a GenBank genome assembly. NCBI's taxonomy places the organism in Eukaryota, Metazoa, Arthropoda, Insecta, Lepidoptera, Nymphalidae.
AUGCCCCUUCCGGAUCUCAUAAAACGUGCGUCAAGCUAUUUUCUAGGACUGGAGUUUGAUGACAACGAGGAGCCCCACGAAUAUGUCGACAAUGAAAUUCUGUUUUGUAAGAAUAAUGUGUGCGUUCAUCCACCGACCAUUGCAAGACAUGAAUUGGACAUCGUACACCAUCCGGGCUACUUAACUGUGACGACAAAGGUAUUUACCGACCAACACAAUAAUGCCAAACGACCGACGCUUUUCUUGAAUUGGAUACCUAACUCUACGUUAAGAAAGUGUCCAUCCGCUGUUGAAACAAAUCCCAAUGAAGAACUCGUUUGCAGCAUCAAACCUACAAAUCCUCGAGACAUACCUAGACAAAAGUCUGUUACGGAGAAGCCCAGAAAAUAUGUUAAUAAUGACAACGCUUUUUCUGAUUCAUCAGAUACCACUAGUCUUAACUCAAAUUCAGACAAACAAAGUGUAAAGUCAAGUGAUACAAGGUAUACCCAAAAUGAUACGACGCAAGAAGAAUUAACAUCAAGUUCUAAGCCCACUAUAAAAUCUGUGGAUUCCAGAAAAGAUGAUGUUUUUGUGUCCUUGGAGAAAGACGAAUCGAAUGAUAAAAUAUUCGAAUAUGAACGACAUGUGCGAUCUCAGUCAAUGACAUCUGUUAAUAUUACAAUUGCCAACCCAAAUAUAGAGAACGCUGACCUGACCCCAGACUCGGUCUCGGGGAGUUUUAUGAGAUCUUUGUCAAUGAGUUCGUGUGACGAAGGAAAUCCUAAUUGGAUGAGCACACCCGAGUUUUUAGCGCUAAAACAUAACUUGGUGUUCCCCGACAGUAUUCACAGCUCUCCAGUACCGCAAAGACGACAACCUUUGAAAUGUCGAAGAUUCUCAGUAGAUCUGAGCCAGAUGCGAUCGUUACGAUUGUUCUUCAACGAUGAUAACUGCACUUGUGGUCAACUUGUUGUGGCAUCGAGAGAGUCUCAGUACAAAAUACUGCAUUUUCAUCAUGGCGGAUUAGAUCACCUUGCACAAGUAUUGCAUAGGUGGCAUUCCUUAUUGCACAAUAUUAAACUUACUCCAGGUUCAGAAGAGUCUAACUUACCAUAUCGACAUUUUAUGGUAUGUCGCCCAGAGGUGCAGAAGUCAGAACAACACCCUGAAGAAGGGAAAGUUCCUAAAAUAACUCCUGAAUUAUUCUAUGGAAAAGUUAUGAACGGAAAAGGAAUGAUCGAAGACGAUUUGUACCUAAGAAAAUGUGUUUUCUUCGGCGGGCUCGAUAAAGAAUUGAGACGGGAAGUGUGGCCAUUUUUGUUACACUGUUACCCAUAUAAUUCUAGUUAUGACGAAAGAGAAAUAAUAUUACAAAUCAGAAAAAGAGAGUACGAUGAAAUUACAAGGAAAAGGUUGGAGAAAAUGACUCCCGAACAACUCGCCAUUUUCUGGAAAACCGUCCAAAGCGUUAUUGAAAAGGAUGUGGUUCGAACAGAUAGGGGAAAUCCCUUCUUUGCUGGAGAAAACAAUUACAAUGUAGAGAUAAUGAAGAAGAUUUUACUAAAUUAUGCUGUAUAUAAUCCAGCCUUAGGGUACACACAAGGCAUGAGUGAUUUACUUGCACCUGUAUUAUGCGAGAUUAAAUGCGAAGCAGAAGCGUUUUGGUGCUUUGUUGGACUCAUGCAACGUGCGAUAUUUGUAUGCACGCCUACAGAUAAUGAUAUGGAUAAUAACUUGAGUUAUCUCCGCGAACUCAUAAGGGUUAUGUUGCCACAUUUCUACAAGCAUAUGGAAAAGCAUGUCGACGCCAUGGAACUGCUCUUCUGUCAUAGAUGGAUAUUACUAUGCUUUAAACGUGAAUUUACUGAAGCGGUAGCACUACGCAUGUGGGAAGCGUGUUGGGCGAACUACCAGACGGAUUACUUCCACCUCUUCCUAUGCCUCGCGAUCAUUGCAGUGUACGCUGAUGAUGUCAUUGCACAGGAUCUCAACACCGAUGAGAUGUUGCUGCAUUUUAGUUCUUUAGCGUUGUACAUGGAUGGGCGUCUCAUACUACGCAAAGCUCGGGGUCUCCUCCAUCAGUUCAGACAGCUAGUGCGGAUACCGUGCACUCUGGUCGGUAUGUGUCAGAGGUGCGGCCCCGGCAUAUGGGACUCCACGCACAGACCCAGUGUGGAAUGCACAGGGGCACAUGACUUCUGCGAGUAUGCUGUACAG